Molecule: messenger RNA, 3973 nt
Organism: Hibiscus syriacus
Lineage: Eukaryota; Viridiplantae; Streptophyta; Magnoliopsida; Malvales; Malvaceae
Exons: 16
Coding region: 191-3865 (1224 amino acids)
Source: RefSeq, a predicted model, not a curated record
UACAUAAUAAGCACUCCCGCUUUUCCCUUUUCUUUUCGCCCUAAAUAUUUUCCUGAUUUUGAUCUCCGAUUUACUACGGUGAUUCUCAGGGAUAGGAGAAUGAGUUACUUGGCUUUUGUGGGUAAGAGUCUUGGGUUCAUGUGUGCAGAUUUGGAAGUUCAAAGUCAGGAGAUUGACAUAGAAGAAGAAAAUGUUAAGUUCUGGGAAUAAUUUAAGCCGAGGGAAUGCAGGAUUGCCCUCUGAUAUGCCACCAUUGCUUCAGUGUUUGCCUCUGGAGCCGAUUACAUUGGGGAGUCAGAAAUAUACACGGCCUGGAGAACUAAGCCGUGUUCUAGGUCUUGCUCUUCGAAGUAGUACAUCAGGGGAUCACUCUUUUGGAGUUCCACACUCCAAACUUUCCCCUCCUGUGGCAACGGAGGAGCUUAAGAACUUUAAGGAAAGUGUUCAAGAUGUUUCAAGAAAGGCCAGGGAUAGAGUGAAGAAGUUGCAGGAGUCUAUUUUUAAAUUGGAAAGGUAUAGAGAAGCCUUAGCCUCAAAGAAGCAGCAACGAAGUGAUAUUUUGAAUGAGAGAACUAGUGGAGUAACCAUUGCAAAGGUGGGAAGCCAGAUUAAUAGAAACACUCAUGAAAUAAUGAACCGAAGACCAGAGGAUAGGCCAAAGGGUGUGGGGCUCAACAAGCGUGUACGCACGUCAUUUUCCGAUUUACGGGCUGAUAACAGGACUGCUGUGAAUCCAAGGCAGCAGGGGGUAGUAGAAAAGGAUGGUGAUGUGCUUCCAGCUGUUAAUGGGGGUUCUGCUCAAAUUGAAGAAAAGAUCCGCAGAUUGCCAGGUGAAGGGUGGGAGGCAAAGAUGAAAAGGAAACGGUCUGUUGCAGCUGUAGGAAAUAGAAUUGCCAAUGCUGGUCGCGAUAUAAGACGAGCUAGUCAACCAAAGCUGAUCUCUGAAUCAAAGUUGCAGUCAUGUGAUACACUUGGUUUCAGAUCGAAAUCUUCAUCUGGAGUUGGUGGAAUUAACAGGCCACAUGGUUCAUUUGAAGCUGCUGGUUCAGAGGCGAAUACAGUACUCAGGAAUGAAUUGGAGAGUACAUCUAUUCCACGGGAUCGUGCAGCUAUGUUGGAGCAGAGGGUUGUAGUAAAAACAAAUAAUAAGGCAAGUCUUCAGGAGGACAAUCAAGCAUGUGGCUCGAGUACAAUGCUAAAAGGGAAGGUUUCCAGGGCACCAAGAACUGGGUCCAUCAUGGUGUUAGACUCAUCUUCUAAAGUACACCUAUCAUCAGGAGCUUUGCAGGGUUGGGAACAGCCUAAUCUAAAUAAGAUCCAAGCUUCAGGUGUUGUGAACAAUAAAAAACGUCCAAUGUCUACAGAUUCACCAUCACAUGCUAUAUCCCAGUGGGGUGGUCAGAGACCACAUAAGAUCUCACGAACAAGGAGAGCGAAUUUAGUGUCCCCUGUGGCUAAUGCUGAAGCUCAGAUUUCAUCUCAAGGCUUUGCAACACCUGAUUUUGGUGCUAGGGCAUCUAUUGGAACUGGUGGAUCUCUUCUUCGCAGCAAUGUAGAUAAUGCUCCUCCAAAUAUAAAGCGGGAACUUGAGAACGUCUCUUCUCCAUUUGGGUUAUCUGAGAGUGAAGAAUCAGGGGCCGGAAAUAACAAAUCAAAAGAAAAAGGAAUUGAUACUUGUGAGGUUACUAUUCCUGCAUCUCAGAAAGCUGAGGCUUUCUUUUUGCCCACAAGGAAGAAUAAAAUUACAAAUGAAAUUGGAGAUGGAGUUCGAAAGCAAGGAAGGAAUGGAAGCAGUGCAUCACCCUUGACAAAACCAAGUGUACAUCCUAUAAGGGAGAAGUCAGACAAUCUUAAAACGACCAAGAUAAUUCAAAGUGUGAGAUCUGCUUCCGACAAAAAUAGAAGUAAAACAGGUCGCCCACCUUCCAAAAAGCUGAAAGAUCGCAAGGCCUCAACUCGUGUUGGUUCGAUGCUAAAUAAUGUUUCUUCAGAUUUCACAGGUGAAUCUGAUGAUGAUGACCAUGAUGAACUAUUUGCAGCUGCCACUUCUGCGCGUAAAGCUAGUGGUCUUUCUUGUUCUGGUCCUUUCUGGAAGAAAAUGGGAUCUAUUUUUAAUUCACUGAGCUCAGAGGACACAUCUUACGUCAGGCAACAGCUAAGUUUGGCAGAAGAACUUGAUGAGAGUUUGUCUCAAAUUUUUGGAGAUGGAUUUAAUGUUUUGGGUGUUGCUGUGCAGAAAGAUGCGCCUGAUUCCGUUGAAGAAGUGGCCAAAAUUAAUGCUGCAAGUGAAAGAUUUGAUAUAAAAAAGUUUGACAAGACUACUCCUUUAUAUCAAAGAGUUCUUUCUGCUUUGAUUGAAGAAGAUGAAAGUGAAGAAAUUUACCACCGCAAUGAAGCAAAGAACAUGUCGCUUCACUAUGCAAGUGAUGAUUCCCAUUGUGGUUCAUGCAACCUGAUGGAUGUUGAAUUUAGAGAUAGAGACAGAAUUGAAUCUGAAGUAGAGUCAAACCCAGAUUUUCAGUGUCAGAAGAACUCUCUGUUAGACAGGAUGUCUGGCGAUGUGAGUGUUGCAUCAAACACAUUUAGGAACUGCAGCAUGUCUAAUUCAUUACAUAGCAGUGAACGGUGGCUGGGAGAUGGUGAUUUAUCACAUAUGGAUACGGGUCCCAUAAGUGAAAUAUGUUCAACUGACAUGGGUCAGCUCCAACAUAAGGAAAUAAAUGUUUCUGACAGCUCUUUUGACUGCCAGUAUCAGUUGAUGUGUAUGGAUGACAAGCUUUUGCUAGAAUUGAAUAGUAUUGGUAUUUAUCCCGAGUCCUUGCCUGAUUUGGCGGAGGGGGAGGAAGCAAUAAAUAAAAAUGUUGUUGAACUUAAUGAAUGUCUCUAUCAACAGAUUCGGCAGAAGAAGAAGAAGUUGGGGAAGAUUGAUAAAGCUAUUGAGAAUGGGAGAGAUGUAGAAAAAAGGGACAUUGAGCAUGUUGCAAUGGACCAAUUAAUUGAGACGGCUUACAGGAGUCGUUUGGCAUGUCGUAGGAGUAAUUUGUCAAAAAGUGCAGUUCGUAAGGUGUCAAAACAAGUUGCAUUAGCUUUUGUGAAGCGAACUGUUGAGAGAUGUCGGAAAUUUGAACAGACAGGCAAUAGUUGCUUUAGCGAACCUGCUUUGCAAGAUAUCAUGUUUUCUGUACCUCCACGCAGCAAUGAAGCAAAAUCUGUAGAUUGCAUUGGCUCCGGAACUGCUAGUAAUAUUUGUAAUGAAACUUCCAACCACCAAGCAGAAGCCAGGGGCUCGGUUGCUGUUUCGAGUACUUAUGAGAGGAAUGAUUCCUCGGAGGCUCUUCCAGCCAUUCAAUCAUCUGAGCACGUUGUUUCCAAGUAUGGAUCUGUGUUGAACAAAGGGAGGAAGAGGGAAGUACUUAUCGAUGAUGUUGUUGGUAGUGCUUCGUCUAGGGUAACAUCGACUCUUGAUGGCAGUGUCGGAAGAGUAAACGGAAGGGAGCAAAGCAGAGAGAAUUUACAAAAUACUAGUUCAAAGGAGGAACGGAAAACAAAGGCAAACGCCAAUCAAAAGAACAGUCAUCGAUCGAGUUGUGGAAAUGGAUUCAACGGAAGGCUUACAGAAACUUUGAAGCCUACGGAUAAGAUUCAUCAGAAUUCAAGUAAAGAAACAGAGGAGGGAAUGGAUUUUGGAAACUUGCAACUAAACGAGUUGGAUACGAUGGAAGAAUUGGGUGUUCCAAAUGAGCUUGGUGGUCCUCGAGAUCUGAGUUCGUGGCUAAACUUCGAUGAGGAUGGCUUGCAAGACCAUGAUUCAAUAGGUUUAGAAAUACCGAUGGAUGAUCUCUCUGAUUUGAAGUUUGCAUUCUAAUAUUGUAUUUAUCUAAUAAGUUAGGUUUCUAAUUUAGCAGCCUAUCCGAACAGAGCAAGUGUAACUAUGAUUCAUUUUUCUGUGUAUAAAAUCAAUUAUUCAACCCAA